Messenger RNA from Uncinocarpus reesii 1704, 1359 nucleotides. RefSeq lists its product as uncharacterized. Gene Ontology annotation, molecular function: solute:inorganic anion antiporter activity; borate efflux transmembrane transporter activity. Gene Ontology annotation, biological process: monoatomic ion homeostasis; borate transport; monoatomic anion transport. Bases 1 to 1359 code for a protein of 452 amino acids. The record is from RefSeq and is a predicted model, not a curated record. Gene Ontology annotation, cellular component: fungal-type vacuole; plasma membrane. Lineage: Eukaryota; Fungi; Ascomycota; Eurotiomycetes; Onygenales; Onygenaceae. The transcript has 3 exons.
AUGUUUUGGCACCUCUUCCGUCAGGAAAGGGGUUCUCUCUCUGAUCCCGAGAGUUCUCGUGGAGAGGCCAUUGAACCCAAUGUAGAUGAAGACAUGCCUCCAAAAGACCGAACGUCCAGGGCCAUCAAACGCCUAGCAACGCUCUUUGGGCGUGGCGGGCCGCUACAACCAUUCCGACUCAUAAAGCAGGAUAUCCGCAAUAUCAGGCGACGAUACAUCUCAGAUUGGAAGACCUUCAACCAGUUAGUCUUUGCGAGUGCAGUAUAUGUCUUUUUUACAAACCUCCUACCCGGCAUCACGUUUGCGGGUGACCUAUAUGUCCUUACGGGCAAGCAAUGGGGAACCAUUGAAGUUGUAUUCAGCACUGGUAUCUGUGGUGUCAUAUUUUCUCUAUUUUCCAUUCAACCCCUGACCAUUCUUGGCAUCCCGUUCCUUCCAUUCAUGGCUUGGUCGCUCAUACAUUCGGGAUGGCUACAUUUCCUUUUAGCCGCUUUCAAUGCCCACGAUUGGACCAUGCAAUAUGUAACAACAUUUUCUACUGAGAUAUUCUCUCUGCUCAAUAGCAUCAUAUAUUUCCAUAAAGCUAUUCAGGAAUUGGAGCGGGCCCAUAGCAAUUUAUCCUUUGCUGCAUUCCUCUACGCAGUGAUUGGGGCUGUUGGAACUAUGCUUCUGGCUAUCUUUUUGUCAACGGCACAACAUUGGAAGCCGUUAUUUCAUAGAUAUAUUCGACUUGGGUUAUCUGAAUAUGCCGCGGCGAUUUCUAUCAUACUUUUCAUCGGCAUGCCGCAUAUUGGGGAGUUGGCUCAUCUAGACAAGACUACCUUGGACGUCCCUACAUCUUUUCGACCCACCUCCCCGGACCGUGAAAGAUUCUUCGUUGAAUUCUGGGAUUUGCCUGUGCGGUGGGUAUUUGCGGCCAUUAUCCCAGGCCUUAUUAUUACCAUGCUCUUUUUCUUUGACCAUGAAAUAAGCUCUAUAAUAUGCACCAUCGACCGGUAUGGCACACGAAAACCUGGCGGGUUUGCGUUGGAUAUCAUGCUUCUGGGGGCGACCACCGCGAUGUGUGGUAUCUUGGGAAUUCCACCCGCCAAUGGCCUGUUGCCGCAGGCUCCCUUGCACUCGGAAUCCCUACUUCACGCAGAGAAAAAGGAGAAGCCAAUUUUGACUGGGGAUGAAAGGGAGAGCCAAGUUCCAGAGGUACAACGCGUUUACGAGCAGCGGUGGUCUCAUUUUCUUCAUGCAUGUGGGAUUCUGGUGUUUAUUAGCCCGCCUUUGAUGAAGGUCUUGGGCUUGACCCCUACCAGUGUUUUGGCAGGACUCUUUCUUUUCAUGGGAGAGCAGAGCCUGUCGGUCAAGUAG